Hydractinia symbiolongicarpus is the source of this 2255-nucleotide messenger RNA. RefSeq lists its product as uncharacterized. The record is from RefSeq and is a predicted model, not a curated record. Gene Ontology annotation, molecular function: protein binding. The coding region runs from base 321 to 2141 and encodes 606 amino acids. The transcript has 5 exons. Lineage: Eukaryota; Metazoa; Cnidaria; Hydrozoa; Anthoathecata; Hydractiniidae.
AUUGGCUUUGAAAAGUUUUUAAUUUCUACAUACUUUUGUGUACAUGAAAACAGCUUCAUGGCUUAAGCUUUAAACUAUAUUUUUGUGAAUCAUAAAGGGAAAAUAGCCCGUUGACUUAAUCUGCUUUGUAGCUCUAACUCUUAAAUAUCUAGUAUUUACUACAAUCUUACUCGGGAGUUAUUGUUUAACAAAAUGCUAGUUGUGGUGGUGUAGAAUAAAAAAAUACACCUUCACAAUAACAUUGUGAUAUUCUAUUACAUAUAGUAUCCUAUGACCUAUAAAACAAAUCUGAUUUGAGCUCAACUUAAACGUAUUUUUCUAUGGACCACGCUAAUGUAUUCUUUGUCUAUUUAAGUGCAUUAGAAAACCCAUCAAUCACAAUGGCAUUGUCUGGAGCAACAGCAGCCCAACUUUCUUCGUUAUUGGAAUGCAAGAUCUGUUUAGACACUUAUCAUCAGCCAAAACAACUAAACUGCGGACAUACAUAUUGUCAACAUUGUUUAGAUGCACUAGCUAAAUUUAAUGCAGACGGCACUGCUGAAAUACGGUGUCCAUUAAGAUGUUCCAGAAAAACAAAACUUGAUUCACAUGAAACAACAUCAACACUAGGAAACACAUAUGUAGUGAAUGACAUUCUGAAUGAGCUGUUAAAUGUCGGAAAAGGUAAUUCCCAAUGUCAGCAAAGCAACGAAUGCAAGCAAACUGUCAGCCACUCUUGUACCACAUGCAGUGGGAAGAUUUGUAGCAAGUGUCAAAACAUACACUCUUGCAUCAACAAAUCCUUUACCAGUGUUACUUUUAAUGAAAAAUUGCAAGAAAUACAACCAUUAUGUGAGGAACAUAACUCCCAUGGAAGAUUUGUCUGUAUUGAUUGUGACAAUAAGUUUACAUGCCUAUAUUGCAUACACAGAAGUCAUAAGAAUCACGAAAGAAGGUCGAUUGCUGAAUUCGGUGAGGAAGCAAGGAAAUGGUUUCAGUCCUCCAUAGCAUCAUUUGAUAAAACAAAAGUGGUAUUGGAGAAAUUAACAAAAGAAUAUGAUGAGUCGUUAAAAAGUUUCAAAUGUAGCAGAGAAGCAUUUGUUCGUGAAUUAAAAAUCAGGAAGUUAAAAAGAAUAGAAGAUUAUCUGAAAAAACUAAACACGGAAGAAGAAAAUCUGCUGCUAAGAUUUGACCAAAAGAUGAAAGAAUUUGAAUCAAAAAUAUUUGUAAGUGAACUCACCCUUGAUACCAGAAUGCAGGAAUUUUCGAAGUGCAUGGAAGAAUUUAAUUCAAAAUGCGACUUUGAAUUAGUUGCUUGGAAGUUGGAAAUUGAAAGAAAACAUCACAGUCUACUUUCUUUUCCAAGAGUUAUCCCAAGUUAUAGUAUGCAUCUUAAACACUUGAAUGAACAAGAUUGUUUAACAAAUCUGUUGGGUGAACUAAAAAUCUCUGUCAGGGAUGUCAACAUUAUAAAUCCUUACAAAUUUCCAGCUUACAAAUAUAUGAUGGAUGAAACUGAAAAACGACCUAGCCAUGCACUAUUAGAAACUAAUUUGCAAACAUUACUUGUGGAUUUAAAAGGGUAUAAAGAAUCAGUUGAAAGUGUAAACCGUGGUUGUGGGAAGGAAACGAAAAGAGAUGUGAGGACGAAAACAGUAGCGCUAGCUACUAAAUAUUACAAUUUUCAAGAACUUGAAGAGAUUAUUCAAGAUGGAGAUAUUGAAAAACUUCAUUUAAUUCUAAUAAACAAUCCAAAUAUCGUUACAAUGAGAGGUGAUUAUAAUAAUACGCUGUUAAUAAAAGCUGCACAUUACAACAAACCAUCAGUAGUGAAGUACUUGAUUAAUGCUCGUAGUGACGUGAAUGCUGUAGAUGGAUAUAAACGUAAUGCAUAUCACUGCUGUGCUUGGAAUGGCCAUCAAGAUGUAUUAAAAGUUCUAAUUAAUCAUGAUGUAAGAAAUAUUAACAACGUAGACGAUAACCAUGAAACACCGUUACAUGAUGCAUCUCGUAACGAGCAUAUUGAAUGUGUUAAGUUGCUACUAUUCAUACCAAGCAUUAAUGUAAAUAUACGAAACGAUGACGGUGAAACGGCUUAUGAUCUUGCCAAGAAUGACUCUGUUAAGCGUUUAUUAUGGAACAACAAGGGAUUUUCCAAGUGACUGGAAGUCAAAGUUUAAUAAAAUAUUAAUUUUCGAUCACAAACAUUUCGAUCAGAUUUGUUACUUUAUCAUCUAGACCGAUUUUCAUUAAUUUUUAAUUCAUUAAAACAUAAA